This is a messenger RNA of Phytophthora nicotianae INRA-310, 6219 nucleotides long. RefSeq lists its product as hypothetical. The record is from RefSeq and is a predicted model, not a curated record. Gene Ontology annotation, molecular function: ATP binding; microtubule binding; microtubule motor activity. Gene Ontology annotation, biological process: mitotic spindle organization; microtubule-based movement. Bases 955 to 5682 code for a protein of 1575 amino acids. The transcript is spliced from 2 exons. Lineage: Eukaryota; Oomycota; Peronosporomycetes; Peronosporales; Peronosporaceae.
CACCUCAUGUAAACGACUUGGAAUGACAUUCACUCCGAUGGAAGUAGCCACGUGAAGUGAAUAUGGUCGUAUUAACCAACUACGCCAUGUUCGGCUAUAGACGUCUCAUCGCAGCAAGUUGUUCUUGGCUGCCGCUGCAGUCAGCGCCAUCUCACAUUCCUCGCGGAUGCGGGCGAUCUGGGCUCGAUAAAACUCGCGCUCCUUGUCGUGUUGGCGCUGCAUUCGCUCGCGGCCAAGUCGGGCGAGCUCCAGUCGCAUAGCCACCUCUCGGUCCAUCUCGCGCGCCAACUCCUCCACCACCAGUGCCUGAAUGUGUCGCGCGUAGCCGUGUUUGGUCUUUUCCAGCAGCUCCGUAGUCAAACUGAGACGCUCACCUUCUGAGAGCCCACGACGCUGCAACUCGUACCGAACACCAGCGAGCGACUCGCGAAAGCACGUCUCUGCUUUCUGUUGUUGACAACAUGUAUCAGUUGCGGAAGGACGCUCUCAAGCGAGCUCCGUAGCUGCAGAACGUACCGUGACAUUGGCGAUCUGCUGGCGCUCCCAGUCAACAUCGUCGCCAAGCUCUCGUAAUGACUGCGUCUCACGAUGCACUGCUUGCGUAGGUGACCGCGAUUGCUUUGAGUUUUGCUGCACUUUAGAAGGUGGUUGUGGCGAUAUGGGUUUAUCGGGUGUAGUGGAUCUCGAUUCGGCUUUGGUUGGCACAAACAGCUCGAGCUUCUCACCUGUCUCGGCAUCAAAUACCUCGUUCAUCUUGGUAGGAUUUCAGCCAAGGAUUCAGCGUCGUGACGGAGCAGUAAAGUUGAUUUCUAUUUUGUAUUUUUAAAGCGUGAGCUGAAGAUAUUUAUGCAGCAAGCUGAAGCUGCAACCGACAUAACGUGAUAUGCCUAGUGUCUGGUCGUGUUCGACGACAAGCUCUGCACGUUGAGCUAGUGUCAAGUGAUUUAAAGCGUCAUGAAGCCCGACGAGAAGGAGGCCGAGAACAUUCGCGUCGCUGUGCGAUGUCGACCCAUGAACGAGCGCGAAAAUCGAGAGCAGUCAGUCUCCUGCUUCACUUGUGGUCCGAAUGGCACGGCUGUGCUCACAAAUAUGGACAAUCCGGCCGAAAGGCACGAAUUUGGCUUUGAUUUCGUGUACGGAUGCGACUCGAAGCAAGAGACCGUGUUUGAAGACAUUGGUGCGCCUCUGUUAGAUCGAGCUUUCGGGGGCUACAACGGUACUAUCUUUGCCUACGGACAGACUGGUAGCGGUAAGUCUUUCAGUAUGACAGGUGUGACUGGAGGCCCAGAGGCGCUGGAGGGCCUUAUUCCUCGAGUCAACCGCGCCAUCUUCGAGCGUGUUGCGAAAGAACGGGACGAACACCCCAACAAGCGCUUUCUUGUGGAAUGUUCGUUCUUUGAAAUUUACAACGAAAUUAUCUACGACUUGCUCGAUUCCAGCGGCAAUGGCAAGAAGAACAAAGGUGGAUUGGAAAUUAAGGAGCAUUCAGUCCUUGGAAUCUACGUGAAGGACCUUCAGGAGCGCGUCGUGGAAACACGGGAAGAGAUUGUGGAGCUCAUGGCACUGGGGGCACAAUCGCGGACUGUAGGCUAUACUCACAUGAAUGCUGAGAGUUCUCGCUCACACUCGAUUUUCACCAUUAAGAUCCACCAAAAAGAUGCUGACGACGAGACCAAAAGUGUGUUCGCUAAGAUCAAUCUCGUCGAUCUUGCUGGUUCUGAACGCGCGGCAUCGACGGGUGCACAGGGCGAUCGUCUUCGUGAAGGAGCCAACAUUAACAAGUCGCUCAGUGCGUUGGGCAACGUUAUCAACGCUCUCGUUGAAGCCUCUCGUGCUAGCAAGAAGGUGUUCAUUCCUUACCGUAACUCAAAGCUUACGCGUGUGCUGCAGGAGUCGCUUGGUGGCAAUAGUCUCUGCUCUAUGCUUGCUACGCUCUCGCCUGCCAGUAUCAACUUCGUUGAGACGUUGAGUACUCUUAAGUACGCUAGUCGCGCAAAGAGUAUCAAGGUGAACGCCAAGAAAAACGAGGCAUCGUCACAGAUUUCACAGCUUAACGAGGAGAUUGCGGCACUCAAGCAAAAACUUCAAGAGCAAAUGGAAGCUGGGCUUGGUCUUGACCCAAAAGAAAAGGACGAAAUUGUCAAGAAGUAUGAAAAGCAGAUUCAAGAAAUGGACCGUGUGAGGCUACAGACUUGGGAGGACAAGGCGAAGCUUUCGAAACAGCAUGAAAUGGAGCGGAAAAAACUGGCACGAGAGCGUGCGCUGGCUGACCAACGCAUUCGAGAAGAACGUACCAAGAAGUGGCGAUUGCUGGAGGAAAAGGGUGAUCUGGAGCUCAUGAUGCGUGCUCUUCGUGAUCUGGAUGGCAACAAUUCAGCUGGAACUGAUGCUGAAGCGGCUUCGGUAGCAGUACAGUGGCUCGAGACUGCUCAGAAAGUGAAGACUGUGGAGGGGGAAGCCAAAGACUUACGCACGCUAAUCCAGGUGUUCCGAGAUUCGCUCCAGAAGGACGUCGAGCUCUGGGCACGACGUUGUGGUCUAACUCAAGACAACACCAAAUCUACCAAGAACCUAUUGCCGCAGCGUCGUGAAGACUCGGCCGCCGCGUCAGCAGCGCACAUGACAGCAAGCCAGAUGGGUAGCAAGCUGCAGAAUAUUGGCGAUGAAAGUGAGAAGCUGCUAACGUUAGAGGGUCAGCUAGUAAGUGACCGAAGCGCGCUGAUUAACACGAUGACACGAGAGUUGCUGCGUUUGAAGGCGCGCCAUGCUCAGUUAAAAGCCGAACAAGUUGCCGCGACGGCUGCAGCCGCUGGAAAAACGACCCCAAAUGCUGCUCAGGCAGCAAAAGUAGCAAAGGAAGAGGAGCAGCUUCUUGAAGAGCGUGAGCGUGGUCUUACCAUUACUCUGGCGUUAGUGCGAACGCAGCGUUCGGCUCUCGUCCAGUCCAUCAAGAGCGAUCGUCAGCGGAUUUUCGAGUUUGCUACAGUCAUAAGAUAUUUUGUCAGAUUCGCGGAUCUACAUAUUGUCUCGUCGCAAGAUGCUGACGCUAAAACUUCGGAAGUCGCACAACGCUGGGAAGAGGUCAAAGCUAAGCUUCUGGCUGUGUCGAGGGCCUGGGAAGAUACUUGGAAUGCCAAGUCAGCAAAGGAUACUUGCGCUGCAGAAUAUGUAGGAGAUGGAGACGUUGCACCGCUUGGUCUGGAAUCGCGGUUGCUGCCCGAUGAGUGUUUUUCAGCCUCAUCGAAAGCUCAAGAUGCCAAGUUUGCACGAUUAAAUGGAGCGCAGUGUUGGGUCCCCGACGCUCAAGACGCAACUCCAUCAUUAGUGCUUGAUUUCGAACUUCCUCGUAUUUUUGAUUCAGUAUCUGUGCGUGGUGGUAAGAUUCAACUAGGUGGGAGCUCUGGCUCAUCAGAGACACAAGCAGCAACACUGAUUAGUGCUACAGCUCCGGCUCCAGCUUCAACGUUUGUAUUGGCGAGCACUGCUGAUCUUCAGGCAGCGAGGGCUCGAUACAAACUUGAUGAAGUGAAAGGAACGGACGACCUGACCUACGAGUUGUUGGCUCAUGUCAUAUCAUGGCAGGAUCUACUCAAGACUGACGUUAUCCCCGUAAAGCUGUUUGCUCGGCCACCGGUGCGAUUCCUGCACGAUGUGAUCUCGGCAGUCAUGAGAAAUACAGGUUUUGCGUGUGACGCAGUCUCAGCAACCCAGCGUGACUAUGCUCAGCUCCCCAGCAAGACUGAGCGAUCAGAGUAUUUGACAGCAGUUCUGGACUAUGUGCAGGCUUGGUAUCAGCGACAGCAGCAACAAAUUGAGAACGCUCCUGCUGUCAUAAUUGCUGCGACCACCUCCAAUAUCCUAGCAGGCAAGGAAUCUGCAGACACUGUUCAGUUCCUAGGAUACUUCGCGUUGGCAGCGAUGGACCAUGCGAUUCUAAACCCACCAGCGCCACCAGCAGCAACCGGCCAAGAGCAAAUCACUGCUGCUGCAACACCAGUGGAAGCAGGAUCUGAACCCAGCCCUGACACUCCUCAAGACGGAUGGGUAACCCGUCUUCGUGUCGUGACUAGUUUCACAGGUAGUGCCGAUGACUGGCGUGUCGUGGGCGAAUUCGAUGCCAACACCGAUGCCGAGGGCAUAGUCUCGAUAGCUUUAGCAGCAGGUGACACCAAGGCCGAUGGAACUAGAGCGGGCCGCUUUCUCCAGCUUACGUGUUCCAAGUGGCACCACCGUGCAGCUUUGCAGUGCGAAGUCUUCGGUCGAGAAGCACACGAGAGUAGCUCGCUCGCACAAAACAUUGAGGCUUUGGCGUCGAAAGCUCGCGCCCUGCUGAUACAGCUUCGGCAUACUGCUGUGUUGGUGCUGGAGGAGGCUCGUGCUUUGUAUGACCGUGCUAAGGCUGCAGAAAGUGAAAAGCAUGCACAGCUAGCGAGUUAUGGCGAAGAGCUAGCCAAGCUAAGAACAGCGAGUGCUGCUUGGGAGAAAAAGGAAUGUGAGAUGCAAGAGCAACAGGCACACCUUACUGCUCAGAUAGAGACUGCAAACCAGCGUGCAGAUCGUGAAAAAACUCGCGGAGAUACACUACAAGGUGAGUUGGCGGCGACUACCAGCCAAGUAGAGGAGUUUAAGCGGCGAAGAGAUGCUCUACAAACGCAGCUAAGUGAAAAGGAGCAUCAGAUACAGACGCUGUCAAUGCAAGCUGGGGAGCAGAAGCGUGCUCAUGUGGCACUGCAGCAGACAAAGCAGCAACUUGAGGAGUUAGCGGCUAAUUUGCGCUCUCAAUUGACCGACAAGAAACAGGAGCAGGAUGCUAGUCAACAAGAAGGACAGUCGCGUAUUGCAGAACUUACUGGAGAACUCAUGUCUGUACGUGUGCAGCUGGAUGAACAGCGUCGCGCACUAGAGACAGCUGAACUUCAGGCCAAGGAGCAAGAAACAUUCGGACAGCAACAGUAUUCUCUGCUGCAACAGACGCGUGCUGCGUUAAUUGAAAAAGAGGCUGAAGCCGAUGCAAAGCUGAAGGCUCGGGCAUCGGAGAACGAGGCUGUACUUCGAGAUCUUCAUGACGAGCGUGACCGUGUGAAACAAGAGCUUGAACGCGCGCUGGCGGCUGAAAAUCUGCUUAAAGCGGCUGCUGGCCGACUAGAGGCUCAAUGUGCAGCAGCAGGAGCUGAGUUAGACACCUGGCGACGACGAGCGGAGGCAGCGGAGGCUGAAGUACAAGCCCAGUCUCAGGCAACUAGCGCUACUGACACAGGCGCCAAUACUAGCGGUGGUAAUCCUGAGUCAGAAGCAGCAGCACGGGAGAACGAGAGGCAUUUACUUGAGGCACAGACAAAAGAACUCCGUCGGCUUGCUGAACUGGAGAAGAUGGAGGCAAAGGUGCGGAGUCUAGAAAAAGAACUUGCUGUAAGUGAAGAGAAGGCCCGCCAAGCAGAACAGGCACUGCUCGAGUCUGCCAAGAGGAUGAAGGAACUUGAAGAGACAGAGGAGGAGCUGCAGCUUCAAUUACAGGUGGUCACGGAUGAACGCGACUCCGCUCGACAGAAGGAAGAGCAGCUCUUUGCGGAGACGAACGAGAAGGAUCAGGAAAUCGAGCGCAUUCGGGAUGGCUACGGUAAGAGAUGUUUGAGGUUGCCUACACCCUGUGUCAUUGGCUUACUCUCUUUCCUUUGCUGUUAGUGUGGGUGACGGACCGGAUGAACUCAAAAGAAGACGAGCUAAACGAGCUACAAGAGCAGUUGGAGCGCUAUCAAUCUCUGUUAGAGAUGACUGGUGCUAAAGCCAGUGCUAAUAUACCUCCUGCUAAGCCCAAGGAGGACAAAUGGGGAGCUGAAAUUGCCAAGCUCUAUGGGCUAGCCAUCGGCGCAACGGAUGCGACAGCAGGAAGCGAUACAAUGAUCGCCAAAUUAGCAAAGUGGAUAGAGGAGAUGAAAAUGCCUACAAAAGCUGCACCGAAACACGAGACACCAUCACAGCAACUAGACAGCAAGUCUGAAAAACCUGCAACAAUUGAAGUUGUGGCAAAGACUAAUGGCCCCAUUGGUGAGGAAGAGACUGACUACGAUGAUGAUUUCGACGACGCUGAUGAAAAGGAUGAAACCCGUAAGGCUCGACGAAAAUGAGAAAUACCUAGACAAUAAAUUCACAACGGCAUUCAUCGGAUCAAUUGCCUCGCGUUCUUAUCCAGAAGUGUUUUAAAAGUCUUGACUCGUUAGC